UCGCCAUUUCCUGUUGCUGUGCUGCCAUCUGUUCUCGCAUUGCAGAGGCACGGCGACGGUGUCAGUACUUGUUUUAUUUUUCCAAGCCUUACUUUUUGUUGAUUUCCUAACCAGUACCAUGAACGUUUACAUAAACUGACAGCAAGUAAAGGAAGGUUGAAGAGAAUGGAUGAAAUAACAGAGCAUCCAGAUGGGAACCAGUCAAGCGAGUCCAAGAUGGAGGUACCUGCUUCUGUCAAUGGUACCUACAGUAAAAAUCAAGCAAAAAAGGCACCUGUAACUACAGAGGCUGAUGUCAGAGAAUUGCAUUUACAAAACCAGGCUCUUUCCCAUACAGGGGCAAGAACUCCUGUUUUGGCCAAAGAUAGUCAUCUUGGCUUUGCACUGCAACAUCGAAUGCAUCGCUCAGCAGUGCGUCCUUUCUUGUGUUGUGGCAGUGAAUUAUCACUUGUCAGUCUGAUGGACAAUAUGGAGCUGAAGGACAAAACUGUAAAAGAAAUGGAUAAUGGAAGACACAGCACAGACACUACACUCAGUCACUCAGACUCUGAAGAAAACUCCACAGACUGCCUGCUGCCCUAUAGUUUGUCUUCCAGCUCUGAUCUGGGUAGUGCUGUAUCCAGUACAAAUGGAGGAUACUCAGGAAUGCCCCGGAGACUGAAGGCUGACAAGCACAAGUCUAAGAAACGUUUUUGGAAUCUGCGCUUUGGUGGGAGGUGGCCGCAGGGUCUGCGAUUUUCAGACACUUCUAGUCAUGGAAAGGAUGUACAGUUGGAGGACACAAACUGUAGCUCCACACAUGCUGCAAAGGACAGCACGCUUGAAGCAGGAGCAGCCAAUUUUUGUAGCUCUCCAUGUCUUCAGCCUGUAGCGCUUUCAUCCAGCAAAGGAAGGAGUAAGUCAAAGAACAAGAAAAGGAGGGCCUCAGCAUUGAAUGUCUCUCAUAGUCAUAUGACUGACUUAGAUGGAGGAAUACCCAUCAAUGGCAAUGAAGAACUCCUAGCCAGGGAGCGAGGGCAGGAUGUCCACAGUGAGACAAGGGUGUGGCCUACUUCCAGUGCUGCAGGCUGGCUGACUGCUGGAUUGGGGGCCUCUGCCACCCCUCCAACCAUGGCCCUGAUGGCAGCUCAGAAUCAUGAACAUCUACCUCACUCAGAUGAUGAGGAAUCAGUCCUGCUAUCAGAACUCUCUUCCCACUAUCCGUGGCCCAAUUUUCAAGGGGUGCUGGUGGUUCCACGGGGUAUGACGGUCCACACACAAGUGGAUUAUAUUCAUUACCUUGUGCCUGAUCUUCGUCAUAUCACCAACUGCUCAUUUUACUGGGGUGUCAUCGACCGUUUUGAGGCUGAGCGACUCUUGGAUAAGAAACGUGAAGGAACAUUUCUUCUUCGUGACAGUGCCCAAGAAGAAUUCCUGUUUUCAGUCAGUUUUCGUCGGUAUAAUCGUUCACUUCAUGCACGGAUUGAGCAGUGGAACCACAGAUUCAGUUUUGAUGUUCAUGAUCCAGCAGUUUUUUCAUCAGAUUCAGUGUGUGGAUUGAUUGAACAUUAUAAAGAUUCUAGUCGCUGUCUCUUUUUUGAACCAAUGCUGACAGACCCUAUGCAUCGAAAUUUUCCUUUUUCCCUUCAGCAUCUUGCAAGGGCAGUUAUCUGUAGUCAUGUAGUGUAUGACUCUAUCAAUUUUUUGCCCCUUCCAAACUCUUUGAAGGAGUACAUUCGCUAUUACCACUACAAGCAGAAGGUAUGCAUCAGAAGGUUUGACUACCCUUAAGUAAUCACAUCUGUAUAACUGGCAAAAGCUGUUAUUGGUUAAGUUGAUUUUUGGAAAGGUGUAAGUGGUCAUUUGCUGUUUAACAAAGUGCAUUAAACCACCCACAAAAUGACUUGAUUGCUUUCAAAAGACAACUCAUCCUCUGUUGAGUUCUAGUCAUGCCAGUCAGCAGGGCCACUGUUUACAAGAAAAUACAGUCAGCCACUAUUUCAUCAAAGAUAGAUUGAAGUUGUGUGAAAGCCAUAAGUGGAUAGAUUUUAAUAGUGAUAAAGCAUCACACAAACCUUAUGUAUUAGUGGUU
Molecule: messenger RNA, 2071 nt
Organism: Pomacea canaliculata
Lineage: Eukaryota; Metazoa; Mollusca; Gastropoda; Architaenioglossa; Ampullariidae
Biological process (GO): intracellular signal transduction; phosphatidylinositol phosphate biosynthetic process
Cellular component (GO): phosphatidylinositol 3-kinase complex
Molecular function (GO): 1-phosphatidylinositol-3-kinase regulator activity
Source: RefSeq, a predicted model, not a curated record